Molecule: messenger RNA, 1453 nt
Organism: Argentina anserina (silverweed cinquefoil)
Lineage: Eukaryota; Viridiplantae; Streptophyta; Magnoliopsida; Rosales; Rosaceae
Product: LRR repeats and ubiquitin-like domain-containing protein At2g30105
Exons: 10
Coding region: 54-1256 (400 amino acids)
Biological process (GO): signal transduction
Molecular function (GO): protein binding
Source: RefSeq, a predicted model, not a curated record
CAAAUUUCACACAGAGAGAGAGACCCAACUGUAACAAAGCAACACACACAAAAAUGGAGACCGGCGCUGACGUCAGCGGUUCCACCACUCCCGCCACCGCCCCAACCAUAAACGUCACCGUCAAGUUCGCUGGCCAAAACAUACCCGUCCCGAAUCUCUCACCGGACUCGACCGUCAAGGACCUCAAGGCUCUUCUUCAGCCUCUCACCAAUGUCCUCCCUCGCGGUCAAAAGCUCAUCUCCAAAGGGAAGCUUCUGGUGGAUGCGAUGACGCUGAGGGAGUCUGAGAUCAGUAAUGGCUCCAAGAUCAUGCUCAUGGCUUCUCAGGGUUUGCACCAAGGGGAUGGACCUAUUAUCAAACAAGUUAAAGGUCGGUUUACUGUUAGUACUGGACCUAUUAGUAGUGAAGACUAUGAUAAUACAUGGGGUAAAGGAAAGGCUAAUGCAUCUGAAAAAGAAACAUCUGAUCAAAGAAAGGCGAAAGAAGCUGCUCGUGCUAAGAAGGUGGACCAAUGGAAGGCUACUGGAGUUAUAGCACUCAGUGACUGUAUGUUGAAGGUUAUACCUGAUGAAGUAUGGGGGGAUAUUAGCACUUCUGCAAGAGUUCUUGACCUCAGAAAUAACCAUAUUCAAGAAGUACCUGCCUAUAUUGGUUCUAUGAAGUCCUUGCAGAAAUUGUUACUCGACUCGAAUGAUCUGUCGGAUGACUCUGUUAUCUGGGCAGCACUAAAAUGUUUGAAGUCCUUAACUGUUCUUUCUCUGAAUCACAACCGUUUAACUAGAUUGUCGUAUGAUCUGGGCUGGUUGCCAGCACUAAGGGAACUUCAUGUUGCAAACAACAACUUGUCCAGCCUUCCAAAUGACAUACGAUAUCUCCCUAAGCUUGAAGUUCUGAAACUCAACAACAAUAGGAUCAACACCAUUCCUACAUGGAUAGGGGACCUUAUUACUCUCAUUGAGGUUGAUCUUUCAUCGAAUCUUCUGUCAGAUUUACCCGAGACAAUUAGCAAUUUGCAUAAUCUGAAGACUCUGUCUCUUAGUAAUAAUGGGCUGAAAUCUCUUCCUUCUUCACUAUUCAAAAAGUGCCUAAUGCUCACCAGACUUGAUUUGCACAACACAGAAAUAACCAUGGAUAUCCUUCGUCAGAUUGAGGGAUGGGAAAACUUUGAUGAACGCCGUCGCCUGAAGCAACAGAAGAAACUGGAUUUUCGCGUUGUGGGUUCUACUGCAUUUGAUGAAGGUGCUGAUAAAAGCUGAUGCUAGUGAAUUCUGGAAUCUGGAUCACAUGCUCUGAGUUUGUUUUGUGUAAAUUUCAGCCAAUGCUGACUUUUGUAUCUAGAGGAACAAAAAAGAGAUAUAAUGUCUGAUAGUCGGGGAAAUUGGUACAGUGGAUCUUUUGAGAAAUACAUUGAAAGUUGAAUGCAAUGGAUAUGGAGUUUAGACAUUUUACUCUC